UGUGCCCUGUAGCACUUCAUUGAAGACGCUACUAUGUUGAUGGGAGAUGUAGUUAAUCCACCUCCAUGACAGAUAAACCAUGUCUGCUCCAGCUGAUGAAACUGCAGGAGACCUGCCUGUGAGAGAUGUAGGUCUAAAUCUAGCUGGAAUUGGAGGAUUACAAGAAUCAUCAGCUGCCCAGAAUGUGAAAGCUCGGCAAGCUGUCUCACGGAUUAGUCGUGAGGAGCUAGAAGACCGUUUCCUGCGUUUGCAUGAUGAAAACAUCUUACUUAAGCAACAUGCACAUAAGCAAGAAGAUAAAAUUAAAAGAAUGGCCACCAAGUUAAUUCGGCUUGUUAAUGACAAGAAAAGAUCUGAGCAGAUUGGUGGUGGCCCCAAGCGGUUGGGCCAGGAUGUGGAGCUUGAAGAAAUGAUUGAGCAGCUGCAAGAGAGAGUUCGUGAGCUCGAGAAACAAAAUGAAGGCAUCCGCAAGAGGCUCAUUUCAACCAAACAGCAGCUCCAAGUUCAAGGCCAUCGGCACACUCCAUACAACUAUGUUCAAUCUCGCAUUAACACUGGUCUCAGAAAAGUGAACGAGGGUGUCGCCAUCCAAGAUCGCACAAGGAAAGGAAUGAGAUUUCAGGAUGUAGAACUGAGAUCCCCCCAACCCAUGCUUCCAAGAUACGGACAUAGUUUGCUUGAAGAAGCAAGGGCUGAGAUAAGAAAUUUGGAAAACGUGAUUGAGUCACAAAAGGGACAGAUUGAAGAAUUGGAGCACACUGGAGAGGUACUAAGGAGUCAGAUAAGGAAGAAGGAAAAAGAGUUUGAAGAAUCCGUUCUGCAACUGAAAGAGCAACAAGCAACAGGGCAAAGGUUAAACAUUCGGGACAAUGUGGAAAUGAUAAAGCUCCACAAACAACUGAUGGAGAAAGGCAAUGCUUUCUCAGCAAUGGAAGAGAAAUUUCUUCAGCUUCAAGAGAAUCAAAGGAACCUUAAGGCCAGCCAUGAUGCUUUAAUGGCAAACGGGAAUGAACUCAAUCUGCAGCUUAAAGAACAGCGUUUAAAGUGCCUUCAUCUUGAGCGAGAAUUACAGUCGAUGACUUUUUCAAAACUAAGGAUAGAAGAGUUGCAGGAUAGAAUUAAUGACCUAGAAAAGGAGAGGGAUCUUUUAAAGGAAAAUUAUGAUAAACUAUAUAACAGUGCCUGCAGUGUGAGCCAUGAACAGCAAUGGAAGUUAAAGGAACAGCAACUGAAAUUACAAAUUGCUCAGCUUGAGACUGCCUUAAAGUCUGACUUAGCAGACAAAAGUGAAAUCCUUGACAGAAUGAAACUAGAAAGAGACCAAAAUGAGAAGCUGACCCAAGAGAACAAAGAACUGCAAUUGCAUUAUCUGGAACACAAGCAACAGCUAGAUGAACUGAAAAAUCGCAUGAAGUUUUUCACCAAGGAGAGUGAUACUGAAAUGGCAGAACUCAGUGAAGCCCUCAUGCUUAUAAAGGUUCGCAAACAGCAGAAGAAUGGGGACCUUACCUUUUUAGAGAAAAUAGAAGAUGACAUCCAUAAAGACAUGGAAUACGCCAUGCGGGAGCUUCAAGCAACACAUGCAGAAACAGUGCAAGAACUUGAAAAGACACGGAAUAUGUUAAUUGUGCAGCAUAAAAUUAACAAAGAUUAUCAGACUGAAGUUGAAGCAGUGACGCAGAAGAUGGAGGGUUUACAGCAAGAUUAUGAGUUAAAACUUGAACAGUAUGUCCAUCUUCUUGACAUUAGGGCUGCACGCAUCCGAAAAUUAGAAGCUCAACUAAAGGAUAUUGCCUAUGGUACCAAACAGUACAAAUUCAGACCAGAAAUCCUGCCAGAGGAUCCAGUAGAUGAAUUUGAUGAAACUGUCCACAUAGAAAGAGGAGAAAACCUGUUUGAAAUUCACAUCAGUAAAGUGAUAUUUUCUACAGAAGCUGUGCAUGCUUUUGGUGACCAGGAACCUGCGACUUUCUGUACCUAUGCAUUCUAUGACUUUGAACUACAGACAACCCCAGUAGUUCGUGGUCUUAAUCCAUCCUAUAACUUCACUUCACAGUAUCUUGUGCGCAUUGAUGACUUUUUUUUGCAAUACAUACAGAAAAGCACUAUCACUCUUGAGGUUCAUCGUGCCUUAGGCACAGAUUAUGAAACCGCUGCAGCAUGUCAGCUGAGGUUCCAUGAAAUCUUGGAAAAUAAUGGCAGGAUCUAUAGUACAGCAAUUUUAGUUGGAAAUGGAGGACAUAUCCCAAACUAUGGCACAGUGGAUUACUGGGUCAGGUUACGAGUUCCUAUGGAUCAGGCUAUCAGACUCUACAAAGAGAGGUCAAAAGCUCUGGGAUACAUAACAUCCAAUUUAAAGGAACAUGAAAAAGCCCCACAGUUAAAGCAACCGAUACACAGAACUGCCCAAGUCAGCACUUCAGCAGAUGGCGACUUAAAUGAGCUUCAUAUUACAAUAAAAUGUUGUAACAAUCUCAAGUCCCGAAAAAACCACCGUCAGCCGAAUCCUUAUGUUGUCUACAAGUUCUUUGAUUUUGCAGACCAUGAUACUCCCAUCAUUCAUAGCAGCAACAGCCCUCAAUUUGACGAUCACAUGUGUUUUCCAGUGCCAAUGAAUGCAGAUUUAGACCAAUAUUUAAAAUCGGAAUCUUUGACUUUUUAUGUGUUUGAUGAUGGUGAAACAGAAGAAAGUGUUUAUGUAGGGAAAGCCAUUGUUCCUCUUAUCUCUUUAGCGCAUGACAGAUAUAUUUCAGGUACAUUUGAACUAACAGAUUCUGAAGGACAUUCUGCUGGCACCAUCAACGUUGAACUAAAAUGGAGGUUUGCCUAUCUACCUCCAAGUGGAUCAGCAGUGGCAGCAGACCUAGUGAGUUACAUCCAAAAUGAAAAAUCGAUGGCAACUAAAUUACCUGUGAAGGAGGAAGUGCCGACUCUAACCCUGACCCCUUCUUUUACUUCAUCAAUGACAGCACCAAAGCCCAAACCAAGACAGCGUACUGCUCUAGCAGACAAGAAAGUGUCUUUUAUGGAUGUCAGCAUACUACAGAUUCCAAGCCCUAUUGCUGAUGAAGACAAUGAAGAAAUUUCACAGAAAAUUAAGGCUGAUACACCCACUGUUUCAAAUGUUCCAGAGGUUAUACAGGAAACAGUGGCAGAUGAUAAAGUAAAGGAAACUUCUGGAGAAAUUCAGCAGGAAAAAGAUGACCUCUCUCAGCUAUCUGAGGGUCAAUUGGCUGACCAGAGCUCGGCUACUUCUGGAGAUGAAACAGAAAUAACUGAGGAAUUGGAACCAGAAGAUCAAGAUAAUAGACAGGCAACUGAUGCCAUGGAAUCAAUAAUAACUGACAGUGAUGACUGUAUUGUUCCUAGCCCAGUGUCCAAGAAUAUUAAACAGUCAAUAGAAAAAAUUCGGAUUGAGAUUAUAUCCCUAAGUCUCACUGAUUCCCGAGUUGCAAUGGAUGACACAAUACAGCGACUGUUUGUAGAAUGCAGAUUCUACAGUUUCCUUGCAGAAGAGACACCAGUGUCACUUCCUAAACCAAAAAGUGGACAGUGGGUUCACUACAAUUAUAGCAAUGUGAUUCACGUGGAUAAGGUGAAUAACCAUGCAAGGAGAGAAUUCCUAAAGUCUGUACUUCAAGAAUCAGAGUUGAAUACUGGCAGCAUACGAUUUACAGUGGUUAGUGACCCUCCAGAAGAUGAACAAGAUCUUGAGUGUGAAGACAUUGGCUUUGCUUACGUCAGUCUAACGGAGAUAUUUCAGAAAGAAAAAGACAUAAUUGAGCAAGAUAUUGAUGUUUUCGAUUCACAAGAUGAUAGUGCAGUAAUUGGAAAGCUCAAAGUAACAGUGGAGGCCCUCCAUGCUCUGCACUCAGUCUAUGAGGAACACAAAGAUGACUAG
This is a messenger RNA of Emys orbicularis (European pond turtle), 3901 nucleotides long. RefSeq names its product RPGRIP1 like (gene RPGRIP1L). The transcript is spliced from 26 exons. Gene Ontology annotation, molecular function: thromboxane A2 receptor binding. The record is from RefSeq and is a predicted model, not a curated record. Lineage: Eukaryota; Metazoa; Chordata; Testudines; Emydidae. Gene Ontology annotation, cellular component: photoreceptor connecting cilium. Bases 80 to 3901 code for a protein of 1273 amino acids. Gene Ontology annotation, biological process: non-motile cilium assembly; retinal rod cell development.